ACCCAACAGAACUGUCAAGCUCAAUCGCACGUGCACGCUGUUGUUUAGUUUUUAUUUCGUUCGUUUUUUUCUGUGCCGUCCGGAUCAACACUGAACCUGCACCGGAAUGGCCACCGCAACAAUUCCGGACAUUUCCGCCGUGCUGUCCAAAAUCAAGGGCUCGACCGGGGAAGAAAGUGCCACCAAAACGGAAGAUACCGUCGUGCCAAAGGAAAAAGCCGUCAAGAAGGAGGAAAAGCCAGUCAAGCCGGAGCACAGCAUUCCAAAGGGCAAACCAAAGUCCGGCCGGAUUUGGAAGACCCAGAAGGAGCGGUUCGCGACGGUGAAGAAAUCGGUGAGGGGGAAGGUGAAAACGAAGCAUCUUGCGUACCGCGAGGAAAUCAAACAGAUCAAGGAGCUGUCCCGGUCCAUCAAGGAGGAACGUAAGCAGCAGAACGAGGAAAAGAAGCAACGCCGGGAGGAGAACAAGCUGCGCCGAUUGGAGAACGAGCGCAAGUCCGAGAUUGUCCAGAUCAUCAAGAAUCCGGCCAAGCUGAAGCGGAUGCGGAAGAAGCAGCUGCGGCAGAUUGAAAAACGAGAUUUGGAUAAAAUAAAGGUCGUUUGAUCGUCUUUAACAAAUGUAA
Molecule: messenger RNA, 623 nt
Organism: Culex pipiens pallens (northern house mosquito)
Lineage: Eukaryota; Metazoa; Arthropoda; Insecta; Diptera; Culicidae
Product: coiled-coil domain-containing protein 86
Exons: 2
Coding region: 107-604 (165 amino acids)
Cellular component (GO): nucleolus
Source: RefSeq, a predicted model, not a curated record